Drosophila melanogaster (fruit fly) is the source of this 2814-nucleotide messenger RNA. RefSeq names its product collapsin response mediator protein (gene CRMP). Lineage: Eukaryota; Metazoa; Arthropoda; Insecta; Diptera; Drosophilidae. The record is from RefSeq and is marked reviewed. Gene Ontology annotation, molecular function: dihydropyrimidinase activity; hydrolase activity, acting on carbon-nitrogen (but not peptide) bonds, in cyclic amides; hydrolase activity. Gene Ontology annotation, biological process: pyrimidine nucleobase catabolic process. The transcript is spliced from 13 exons. The coding region runs from base 134 to 1132 and encodes 332 amino acids. Gene Ontology annotation, cellular component: cytoplasm.
ACAACGCGAGUUCCAAUCGGACCGAGAGUUAAAUGUUUUCCGAUUUUCAAACAGCGAACUUGUGCGUGCGUUAAAAUUAAACUCGUUCAGCAUUUAAAUCGUGUGAGAUCUUUGCCUUUUAACGACUAUUGCCAUGUCGACCAGCCCGAAACCGGUUAAGAAGGUGCCGAUUCACUUGCAGAGUGCCCAGAAUCGCGUCUACAUCAAGAAUGGCGAGAUCGUCAACCAUGACAAGUCCUUCAAAGCGGACGUGUACAUCGAAGAUGGAAUUAUCAAGUUUGUGGGUCCCUCCUCGGAAAUAACGAUACCUGGCGGAGUGCGCACCAUCGACGCCAGCGGACUGAUGAUCAUUCCCGGAGGCAUCGAUCCCCACACCCACAUGCAGUUGCCUUUCGGCGGAGCCGUGGCCGUCGACGAUUUCUACCAUGGAACCAAGGCCGCCGUGGCAGGUGGCACCACCAUGAUCAUCGACUUCGUUCUGCCCAACAAACAUGAGUCGAUGAUCGAGGCCUACGACAAGUGGCGCAGCUGGGCCGAUCCUAAGGUAUGCUGCGACUACGGAUUGCAUGUGGGCAUCACCUGGUGGUCGAAGUCGGUGUCUGAGGAGAUCGGCAUUCUGUGCAAAGAGCUUGGAGUGAACUCCUUCAAAACAUUCAUGGCCUACAAAGGACUUUAUCAGUUGAAUGACUCAGACCUUCUGGAUGUGUUCGAGCGUAUCAGGCACCUAAAUGGGGUUGCUAUGGUCCACGCGGAGAAUGGCGACAUCAUUGCAAAGAACACGCAGCGCCUUUUGGCCGAGGGCAUCAAUGGUCCGGAGGGUCACGAGCUGUCGCGGCCCGAGGAGGUCGAGGCCGAGGCGGUGCACCGCGCCUGCGUCCUGGCCCACCAGGCCGAUUGUCCCCUGUACGUGGUCCACGUGAUGAGCAAGUCGGCGGGCAUUGAGCUGGCCAGGGCACGCCACCGCUACCGCGGGCGAUACAUAAUGGGCGAGACCCUGGCCGCGGCCCUGGGCACGGAUGCCACCUGUUGCCAGCACUUGGGCUUCGACGCCGAGGCUGCGCAUGUGCUCAGCCCGCCCUUGCGGCCCGACAAGACGACCCCCGAGUUCUUGAUGAAGCUGCUGGCGAAAUGAAGACGCCGCUCUUCGUGUCCGGCCUCACCAGCAAAUCCUCCGCCGAGCUCGUGGGUCGCGCCCGUCGCAGUGGCUACUGCGUGUUCGGGGAGACGCUGGCCAGCUCACUGGGCCGCUCCAUGAGCGCCGUGCCCAAGGGCGACCGCAUCUACGCCAUCACCAGUCCCCCGAUCCGCGAAUCCGCCGAGACACCCAGGCAGCUGAUGAAGUCCCUGGCUUAUGACGAUUUGCAGCUGACUGGCAGCGACAAUUGCACCUUCAACAAGGAGCACAAGGCGCUCGGAAAGGGUGACUUUACCAAGAUUCCCAAUGGCGUCAACGGAGUCGAGGAUCGCAUGUCGCUGGUCUGGGAGAAGGGCGUGCACGCUGGGCUUCUGGAUCCCUGCCGCUUUGUGGCCGUGACCAGUACAAAUGCAGCCAAGAUAUUCAACAUCUACCCCCAGAAGGGACGCAUUGCCGUCGGCUCGGAUGCGGACAUUGUGAUCUGGAAUCCGAAUGCCACCCGUACCAUUUCUAAGGAUACCCACCACCAUGCCUGUGACUUCAACAUAUUCGAGGGCAUGACUGUGCACGGCGUCUGCGAAUUCGUCCUGGUGCGCGGACGGAUCUGCGCCGAGCGCGGGAAUGUGCGGGUAGCGGAGGGCUUUGGACGUUUCAUUCCCACACCAGUUCGUCCGCCGUUCGUAUACGACAUCAUCGAGGGCAAGGUGCAGUCGCAGCCGGAGGAGCAGCACGAGGAGAAGCAGAACGGCAGCAUGGCCAAGCGGUUCGCUGAGCUGGACAUACAGAUUCCGGUGCAGGAGCCCAUCAGCGCCAUGCUGGCUGGCAACCUAGCCAUGCCGGCGGAGGGAUCUCUGUGCAGCACGCCCUCGGUUCGUGGUCGCGUCGAUGGAAAACGCGACUUGCAGGAGUCUUCCUUCUCCAUAAGUGAGGAGCUCGACAGGUCUGGUGUUCGAGCGUGCAUCAAAGUGAAGAACCCACCUGGCGGAAAGUCUUCUGGAUUCUGGUAGAUCACAGACCCGAUGUCGCAUCGCAAGUCGUGUGGAUGCGGAAUCGCACAAUCUCCGACGACAGUGUAAGCCAAAGUCUGCGCUCAUUCGACAACUAAACUGGCAUUUAAUAUAGAUCCCUGAAACAAAAUCGUAAUCUAAUCAAAUUUCAAAUAAGUACAUAAGAGCAUAACCACAAACCAAUUAAGAAGGUAUCAUAGACUCUGCUUCGUCAUUUUGUAUUUAGAACCGAUUGCCUCUUGUUGAUACAAUUUUUGUUAAGAUCAUCAAUUGAAUGAAAUGCAUCAAAGCAUUUGAAGUCGAAAAUCAAACAUUAUGGCUGCUUAGGUAUUUUUCGCUGAAAUCGUUUAUUUUAAUACUUUGUUUAUUUACAAGGAGAUUUAGCACAAUUUAACUCUGUUAAAUUCAUGACACUAUUGCAAUUGUUUAUUGAUUACCCGAUUCGAAGUAGAGCACAUCGAUCAUGCCACGUGAGACAAAGAGUGCUUGGGAGCAAAUUCGGCAUUUAAUCUGAGGAUGUCUAAAAGUAAUACUUCAAUCGAUUUUUUGAUAAGAAAAAAGUAUAAAUGUGGAAAACUAUUUAUUAUAAAUAUACAUACUUUAUAUACAUAUAAUAUUUAACAACAAAAGCCGAACACAAAGAUCAAACUAAUAAACUUUACCAAAAGAUAG